AUGACAUUUGUCUCCAAGUUUCUUUAUGCAGUCUCUUCAUUGGUAUUAUUUCACUCUGGUUUCUCGAGCUAUGAAUUCCAUCAUUUAUUGAAACUUGACUCACUUAAAAGUUCUCAUUUUUUUUGGAGUAAGUUACCUAGGGAUAUCAAGUAUGAAACGUAUGCGGGAUUGCUACUGUUUGUUCUUGCAGUAUUCACUUCAUUCGAGAAGUUGCAAUAUCUGCCAAUUCAUAGUGACCAUGGGAUGAUAAUAUCCCAAGGGAACUAUCUGAAGGAAAUCGCAUUGAAUAAAGCCACUAAUGUGGAUAACCUGGUAGGAAGCAACCCUAACGGUGACAUCAUUUUUAGCCCAAGUUUCGUUGAUAUACACGCAAAGAGGAAACUAUCCAGAGAAUGGGCUUCUAAUAAUGAAAAAAAGGAAAAAUGA
Saccharomyces kudriavzevii IFO 1802 is the source of this 426-nucleotide messenger RNA. It is a transcript of the gene EMC5, whose product is annotated as Emc5p. Gene Ontology annotation, biological process: protein folding in endoplasmic reticulum. The record is from RefSeq and is a predicted model, not a curated record. The coding region runs from base 1 to 426 and encodes 141 amino acids. Lineage: Eukaryota; Fungi; Ascomycota; Saccharomycetes; Saccharomycetales; Saccharomycetaceae. The transcript has a single exon. Gene Ontology annotation, cellular component: EMC complex.